GUUUGCGUGGUGGUGGCGACGGUGUGUAGAAUGGAGAGCAGCAAGACUGGCAAGACCACCUCCUCCUCUGCCGAGGACAUGACGUCACGCGCAGAAGGCAGUGUGGGUAGGAAACGUGCUUCUGUGGUGCUGCAAUGUGGUGGUGAGGAGGCUGGAGGAGACGCUAUGGCGGCGGGCUGUUGUGGAACAAAGAAGCAGAAAAUGAACAACAAUAACUCUACUCCCUGCUGCAAUGGGACGAUUGUUCAUCCCAAUCAUAUGCAGCCCAGUAUAUACAAAAACAAUAUGGUCGUCUGCGUGGAGAUGUGCUUUUUUUGCUUCGAUGUGCUCUAUUGCCACCUGAACCAGUUCGAGCCCCCAAAGACACCGAAUUUCCCCAACGAAUGCUACCCGCUGUUUGUCACAUGGAACAUCGGGAAAGACAAAAGAUUGCGAGGCUGCAUCGGAACCUUCAAUGCGAUGAACCUUCACUCGGGUCUUCGCGAGUAUGCAGUCACCAGUGCUUUCAAGGACAGCCGCUUCAGCCCCAUCACACGGGAGGAGUUCAGCAAGCUGCACGUGUCCGUCUCCAUCCUACGGCACUUUGAGGAUGGCACAGAUUACCUGGACUGGGAGAUCGGCAUCCAUGGCAUCCGGAUAGAGUUCCUCACAGAGAAGGGCUCCAAACGGACAGCCACAUACCUGCCAGAGGUCGCUCCCGAGCAAGGCUGGGACCACAUCCAGACCAUUGAUUCUCUGCUGCGCAAGGGAGGCUUCAAGGGUUCCAUCUCUCAGGACCUGCGAAAGUCCAUCCAUCUAACGCGCUACCAGAGUGAGAAGGUUUCAAUUAGUUACCAAGAGUACCGGGACUAUUGGAGGAAUCGCCAGUGCUAACGAUGGCCCUCCGCUAGGCCCCCCCUCCCUGUUAACGGUGCCUCCGACGACCGCUCAACUUCUUGGGUACUUAGCGAGGUUGUCGCAACACUGCCACAAGCUUUUUACGACUGUGUUCGUUUUCUGGACGCAGCUGUUUGUUUGUUGAUCAUAAUCACUCAUGUAUUAUGCACCAUAUUUCUGUUUUCUUCCGAUAAAGAAAUAUAGAGAAAGCUGUGGAGGUGAGAACCACACGCAAAAAAAGAGGAAAAGCUCGGAGAAAGAACAAAAAAAAAGCAGCUGUGUGUCUGUAUGCACGUCUUGCUGGUGUCGGGGAAAGGUGUUGUCGUGUUACGGAAUAACUUUUUGCUAGACUUCCUUCCAAAUCUCUUUGCAUAGAUAGUGCCGAAGCAAUAAGCAAUUUCGGAACAGAAAAUAUUUUAAAACCGGCCAUUAUUGGGCUCGUUGGAAGCUGUUUACGUUGAAGAAGAAUCAUUAGAUGUGCUCUACGUGUUGACUGUUUGCGAGGGUUCGUCACCACCAUCUUUCAUAAUCAAGUUUUCUCCAAUCAGUUGAAUGUCGAUUCUUGCAUAGUGCUAAAAGUGAGUGACUCUAAACCAUUGAGAUCUGCCACGGAUAACUUAUAGACGACCGCGAGAAUAAUUUACUAGGAGUUGUAGGACCAGCGCGCAUAGGCUAUAACAUACAGCACUCGGUGGAUUUCUGCAGUUUUGGUCGUGCCGUUAUUUCACGACGCCCAUUUUUAAACUUGUGUUCCGUUGAGGACUGUGUUCCACUGCUGGAGUAGCCUUUUUUGCGUGGUCCGAGCAUUUUGUACUACAAUAAUUCUGUUUGAGAUUAAACAAAAAUAAAAUUUGAUAGAGAAUAAAAAUAAAAUCCUUCGUUUCACAAAGGGGUUCCUUCCUCAAAUACGCUGAAAGUCGUAGUUAACGUCAUUAACUGCCGUACACGUUGCAUGAAACCAACUAUCUGAAGAGGUACAAUAAUUUAGUUUCGGCAUUUGAGGACUAGACCAUUUGUGUACUAGAAGCAGUCUCUGUACGGAUCUGGAAUUUUGUUUGAAAUGUGCUCGAAAAGCAAUUGUUCUGACCAGGAGUGACUUGCCAGGUGGGAAUGUUGUUUUGAGAGAAAAAAAAAAUAUGGAGAGAGAUUUUGUAGGCCCAUAAAGGCUGACUCAAGUCCAAGCCCCAAGGUCACCUUGUGGUUGGCUUUGUGUACUCUACAUUUGCGAGUGAUGAUUGUUAGCGUGCCAGAAAUGUACUUAAAAAAGUGAAUGGCAAAAGUAAAUGGAUGUCUUUUUGUCUA
Molecule: messenger RNA, 2178 nt
Organism: Ornithodoros turicata
Lineage: Eukaryota; Metazoa; Arthropoda; Arachnida; Ixodida; Argasidae
Exons: 4
Coding region: 31-873 (280 amino acids)
Source: RefSeq, a predicted model, not a curated record